UUAAUUUGUUGUUUUAUCUAUACACUUAAAAUAAUUACAACCGGUUAGAUGCUAUAAAAACAUGUUGUUAGCUACAAAAUGUAUUUAGUUUCAAAAUUAAAAUUAAACUUUACGACAAUGUUGAAAGUAUUUUGUACAUUUUUUGCAUUAAUUGCUGUUUCAAAUGCUGCUUUUCCUCGAAAAAUCUCUUUUAGUUCAGGACAUUUAUUUCAAGGAAGAAAUGCCACUGGUGUAAUGGUAAAAAACAAUAAUGGCCAACAAGAAAUUAUAUGGGAAAAAAAUCAAGAUAAUUUGAAAGUUUAUUUCUCAAAGAUUUACGAAGUAACAGGAAAAGUGGAAACAUUGGAAUUUGAAAAUAUAUGUGAUAAAACAAAAAAAGGAUCUAUAAAAGAGUCUGUUAAAAAGUUUACUCUAAAUAAACUUGGAAAAGCUAAUAAAUGUCCAAUAAGAAAGGGUACAGUCAAAAUUAGGUACCCAAUUAGUUUUUCAUUUGAAGAAGAAGUAAAAGGUAAUCAUUGUGGACCAUUAAUUGGAAUAAUACAUAUUGUAAAAAAUAAGCAAGAAAAUUCUACAACAACUCCUUUACUUAUUACAUUUUUGUUUAGAGGAUUUAUAACCGGUGAUGAUUGUUAAAAUCAUAUAUAAUAUUCAGGAGAAUGUUACAUAAUAAUAUAAUAAAAUAUUAACAAAUGUAACACAUUACUUUAAAAAACUAAAAUUUGAUUUUAUUUACAGAAAAUUCUUUCUAAAUUGUCAAAAAAAAUUUAAUAUUUUUUUUUCCAUAAAAGCAAAUUUAAAUCAUGUUCCGAUUAUUGUAAAAAAAAAAUUAUAAAGAAUCCAUUUUUGCAAAA
This is a messenger RNA of Leptopilina boulardi, 851 nucleotides long. RefSeq lists its product as uncharacterized. NCBI's taxonomy places the organism in Eukaryota, Metazoa, Arthropoda, Insecta, Hymenoptera, Figitidae. Bases 79 to 633 code for a protein of 184 amino acids. The transcript is spliced from 4 exons. The record is from RefSeq and is a predicted model, not a curated record.